CUGCACCUGGAGCCAGUCCUUCCCAGCCCCUGAGCUCCGGGUAACAGCAGACCGGAAGAAGGGGCUGGAAGGGGGCAGAGGCCGAGUGCGCGGGUCGCGGCCGAGUUAACGAUUACCGGUGGGCGGGUCCUCUCGGCCCCUCCCCGCCCGCGUCCCCGAAUGCCCCGCGCCGUCCGCCCGCGCCGCCGCCACCUGCUGCUCGCUCGCAUCCGCACCUGCGCCCGAGUCCGCACCUGCGCCCCGUCAGCACCUGCGCCGCUCCCGCACCUGCGCAGCGCCCGCCAUGGCCGGCAAAGCGCACAGGCUGAGUGCCGAGGAGCGGGACCAGCUGCUGCCAAACCUGAGGGCUGUGGGGUGGAAUGAGCUGGAAGGCCGAGACGCCAUCUUCAAGCAGUUCCAUUUCAAAGAUUUCAAUCGGGCUUUUGGCUUCAUGACGAGAGUGGCCCUGCAGGCCGAGAAACUGGACCACCACCCCGAAUGGUUUAACGUGUACAACAAGGUCCAUAUCACCUUGAGCACCCAUGAGUGUGCCGGCCUUUCGGAACGGGACAUAAACCUGGCCAGCUUCAUCGAACAAGUAGCAGUGUCCAUGACCUAGGCCCUGCCCUUCCUCUGCGAAUUCUUCAGGGGAAGGGAGUGACUGAAUCAGGAAUCUGGGGAGGGGAAUCCAGGGAGCCAAGAUGUUGCUGCAGCUAGAAGGGCCAAGUGGACUGUGCUGCCACCAGCUAGGGGAGAGUCCUUGCUGUGGAACGAGAUGCCGGCAUCAACGCCGACCUUUCCCCAAACCCCUCUUCAUCCUUGGCGCUCUGUUAUAUGUACACUAAUUGAGUCUGAUCUCUCUCUGGAAGACUUCCCGGCAACAGUAUUGGUCUUUUUGCCAGGCUGCAUCCUGCUCCCUUUCUAAUUCAUUUCCCAGGAAGCUGUGACAAAGAGGUACCAAGUCUUAAUCUCAGAAACCAGGACCCUAAAGUCAACCUUACCAUAUGUAACACAAAACACCUGUGCUUUUAUGUCUUAAAUAAAACUAGUGUUUCACUCGG
Molecule: messenger RNA, 1040 nt
Organism: Mustela erminea (ermine)
Lineage: Eukaryota; Metazoa; Chordata; Mammalia; Carnivora; Mustelidae
Gene: PCBD1
Product: pterin-4 alpha-carbinolamine dehydratase 1
Exons: 4
Coding region: 284-598 (104 amino acids)
Biological process (GO): tetrahydrobiopterin biosynthetic process
Molecular function (GO): 4-alpha-hydroxytetrahydrobiopterin dehydratase activity
Source: RefSeq, a predicted model, not a curated record